Molecule: messenger RNA, 968 nt
Organism: Achroia grisella
Lineage: Eukaryota; Metazoa; Arthropoda; Insecta; Lepidoptera; Pyralidae
Product: V-type proton ATPase subunit D
Exons: 7
Coding region: 94-834 (246 amino acids)
Cellular component (GO): proton-transporting V-type ATPase complex
Molecular function (GO): proton-transporting ATPase activity, rotational mechanism
Source: RefSeq, a predicted model, not a curated record
AUUUUUAUCACCUACUUCUGUCAUCAGGUGAUUGGGAUUGGCAGAUUUUAGAAGAAAUCCUGUAGGGAUAAAUUUAAUAAAUCCCAUAUUAAAAUGUCUGGAAAAGAUAAGCUAGCGAUUUUCCCUUCACGGGGUGCUCAAAUGUUGAUAAAGGGCCGUCUGGCUGGAGCAGUGAAAGGUCAUGGUCUACUAAAGAAGAAAGCUGAUGCUUUACAAGUCAGAUUUCGUAUGAUACUGAGCAAAAUUAUUGAGACAAAAACCCUUAUGGGUGAAGUUAUGAAAGAAGCUGCAUUCUCACUGGCAGAGGCAAAGUUUACAACAGGGGACUUCAAUCAAGUGGUGCUGCAGAAUGUCACUAAGGCUCAAAUCAAGAUUCGCUCCAAAAAAGACAAUGUUGCUGGUGUCACACUUCCGAUCUUUGAGUCUUACCAAGAUGGCUCUGAUACAUAUGAACUGGCGGGGCUUGCUCGAGGUGGUCAGCAGUUGGCCAAGCUGAAGAAGAACUUCCAAACUGCUGUUAAGCUGCUGGUCGAGCUUGCAUCACUGCAGACAUCUUUCAUUACUCUUGAUGAGGUCAUCAAGAUCACUAACAGACGUGUCAAUGCUAUUGAACAUGUAAUCAUUCCACGAUUGGAACGUACAUUGGCCUACAUUAUCUCCGAGCUGGACGAACUGGAACGUGAGGAGUUCUACCGGCUGAAAAAGAUCCAGGACAAGAAGAAAAUCAUCAAAGAUAAAGCUGAGGCGAAAAAAGCCGAACUUCUAGCGGCUGGCAAAGAAGUCCGCGGCAUCGCUAACCUUCUAGACGAAGGGGAUGAGGAUCUUCUCUUCUAAGUUCUUGCAUGCACGAUACACUCCGUACAGUAGAUAGAAAAGCGGCACUGUUGGCAGCCGGAGAGGAUGUUCGUGAUCAAUCGAAUCUUCUUGAUGAACAAGAGGACGAUGUUCUCUUCUAAAUUCCAUAAUAA